Arabidopsis lyrata subsp. lyrata is the source of this 1786-nucleotide messenger RNA. Its product is annotated as serine/threonine-protein kinase HT1. The coding region runs from base 482 to 1489 and encodes 335 amino acids. NCBI's taxonomy places the organism in Eukaryota, Viridiplantae, Streptophyta, Magnoliopsida, Brassicales, Brassicaceae. Gene Ontology annotation, biological process: protein phosphorylation. The transcript is spliced from 6 exons. Gene Ontology annotation, molecular function: protein kinase activity; ATP binding. The record is from RefSeq and is a predicted model, not a curated record.
UUUUUUUUUUUGGUUGGGUAAACGUUGUCUUCAUCUUCUUCGUCUCUCUCCCUUUUUUGCUUUACAUUUCAGAAGAUUAAGCAUUCUUCUUCUUCUUCUUCUUCUUCGAGAGAGAGAGAGAGAGGGACAGCUCCGAUAACUGCCACUGUAUCUCUCUAUCUCCUUCUUUAGAUAACAACGGUUUCUUUGCUUUUUUUUGUUUUUUUUUGGGGGGGGGGGGCUGGACCUAUUCUUCCAUUGGAUUUUGUGUAGAAGACUUUAAAGGCUGGGGGAAUCUUGCGAGCCGUUUAAAACAAGGAUAGCCAAAUUCUGGAAAAGUUUCUUCUUGUUUGAAUGGGCGAUAAAAGAGGCAGAGAAUUCGCCUCGAAUUAGGGUUGAUAGAGAGAUUGAUUGGAACAUACAUAUUAGUGAAAGAGCUCCAAUUAGGGUACUUUUGGAUGUAGUAGUGUUUGUUUCAACUGAAUCAUUAUGAGUUGCGGCGAUGAGACGCGCUCCAGUGGUAACGGAUCGGCGAUUGAUGAGAGUUUGCUUGUGGAUCCCAAAUUGUUGUUCAUCGGCUCCAAGAUUGGUGAAGGCGCUCACGGCAAAGUCUACCAAGGAAGAUGCCAGGUAUGGUAGCCAGAUUGUUGCAAUCAAAGUUCUCCACCGCGGCACCAAACCUGACGAGAAAUCUUCUCUCGAGAGCCGUUUCAUCCGCGAAGUCAAUAUGAUGUCCCGCGUUCAACAUGAUAACCUCGUCAAGUUUAUUGGCGCCUGCAAAGAUCCUUUAAUGGUUAUAGUAACUGAGCUUCUCCCUGGGAUGUCCCUCCGUAAAUAUCUUACCAGCAUCCGUCCCCACAUGCUCCAUCUCCGCAUUGCUCUCAGCUUUGCCCUUGACAUUGCCCGUGCCUUGGACUGCUUACACGCCAACGGAAUCAUACACAGAGACCUCAAACCUGACAACUUAUUACUGACCGAGAAUCACAAAUCCGUCAAGCUUGCUGAUUUUGGCCUUGCUAGGGAGGAAACCGUCACUGAGAUGAUGACUGCAGAGACUGGGACAUACCGUUGGAUGGCUCCUGAGCUCUACAGUACAGUCACGCUGCGUCAAGGAGAGAAGAAGCAUUACAACAACAAAGUUGAUGUCUACAGCUUUGGGAUCGUGCUAUGGGAGCUUCUCACUAAUCGUAUGCCAUUUGAGGGCAUGUCCAACCUGCAAGCCGCCUACGCAGCAGCGUUCAAGCAGCAGAGGCCGGGAAUGCCAGAGGGGAUAUCUCCGAGUCUGGCGUUCAUAGUGCAGUCUUGUUGGGUGGAGGACCCAAACAUGAGGCCAAGCUUCAGCCAAAUUAUCAGACUGCUCAAUGAGUUCCUCCUUACCCUCACUCCUCCGCCUGAGACUGACACCAACAGGACCAACGGCAGAGCCAUCACUGAGUUCUCCAGCCGCGCAAAAGGCAAAUUUGCCUUCAUUCGCCAGCUUUUCGCUGCUAAGAGGAACAUAAACUCUUAGGUACAAGAAAGGGGCCACUGCCACUGCUUUGGUGAAUAAAUGACAUUAGCAGAGAGAGAGAAGUAGAAAGUUAGACUUAUAGGUAAAGUCUAUAGCGUUAGUACUCAGUUCUGCUUCUUGGCUAGUGAUUAACAACUGGUAGCAUCACACGUCAUACCAAUUGGUCAAAUGUUAAAAUUUACAAACCUGUGUUUAUUUAUCCUCUAUCUAUACUUUAAACAAAAGUGAGGAGAUCAACUAACAGAUGUAUAUAGUUUUAUGUUUUUUGGAAAUUUUCUACAAAUCAUGCAGCCGCUA